Molecule: messenger RNA, 1134 nt
Organism: Plasmodium gonderi
Lineage: Eukaryota; Apicomplexa; Aconoidasida; Haemosporida; Plasmodiidae
Exons: 11
Coding region: 1-1134 (377 amino acids)
Biological process (GO): nucleotide transport; transmembrane transport
Source: RefSeq, a predicted model, not a curated record
AUGCUAAUAGAGAAAUAUGACGAGAAACCAAAGUUCGAGAUAGGAUUUUCUCCAUUCUAUUUUAUUUCGUAUCCCUUAUAUAAUAUUCAAUGCAGAAGCAUAUUAUAUAAAUAUCUAAACCAUUAUGAUGAGAAUGUCAAAUAUAGUCCCUUGGUUAACAUCAACAAUUUAAAUAUAAAAACGUAUGUCCUUUAUAUAUUUAAAAGCUUGCACCAGAUUUAUGACGAUGAGGGAAUAAGCGGAUUAUACAAAGGGUUAAUACCCAUGUUGGCUCAUAUAAUAUCCAAGAAGUCGAUUUACUAUUUGCUAGAAAAAAUACACUUUAUCAUAAGGAAAAGAAAAAAUUUACAGAGAAAUCAAUACAAUAGUAGAAAGGAAUCAUCAAAAUAUGGAAAUGGAUUUACAAAUGAGAAUGAAUUCGAGAAUGAAUGCGAAAAUGAAUGCGAAAAUGAAUGCGAAAAUGAAUACGAAAAUACAAGCAAUUUCAUUGGAGAUGCAAUAAAUUUGCGAGUUGUUAAACAACUGAAUUUUGUUAAUGACGAAAAUGAUUUCAUAAAAAAAAAAAAAAACAAGAAAUAUUUCCAUUUAUCAUUUUAUCACAGCUUUUACGAGUACCUUAGUUGCAUUUUAUCCUAUCCCCUCUUGAAUAUAUCAACCAAGUUGAUUAUUUUUCAGAACAAUUCCAUGUCACUCAUAAAUAAUCUGAAAAGUAUUGUUCACUUGACUUACACAUACGACGGAAUCUAUGGGUUCUUCAAAGGAUUACAUAACUACCUACUGAUACUAUCUAUGGAGAAAAUACUCAAUUGUUUUUUGUACAGAACCUUUUCUGACACCUGUUCCUAUGACAAGGUGCUUACUAUUAAGGUGGUCUUAUCAACAUGCUUAAAUACCAUCAUGGCUCCCUACAUUCAGUACUCCAUCCUCAACAGAUCUCAGUCGCUUGUUCCGGGACUUUGCAAAGGUACAACUUUUAACACCUUUUUUUGCAACUUCCAUUGGAAAAGUCAUCUAUCGAAUGUAUCCAUUGGUUUAGCAGUAGCUGGGAUUCAGCUAAUAAUUAUAGCGUUUAUACCAAAGGAUUCUUCAAAAACCGAUGAAGUUAUGGACCAAGAAAAAGAUGAAUAUUUUUGA